GAGUGGCGGCGGCGGCGCGGGUCGGGUGCGCGGCGCAGCCUCCUGUGUUGGAAUGUGCGGCUCCCGCGAGCUCAGGGCGCAGAAGCAGAGUAAGCGCCGCCGAGGCCUGGGGCCCCAGAGCCCGCUGUGGGUGGCGGCGGUGGCUCGGACCGCAGGGAGAGAGCCAGCGGCCUGAACACUCUGCAGCCCCACUGGGUCUUCGCUGGCCUCGACGAGCCCAGCGUCCAACUUUUCCACCGUCACCCACCCCUCCCCCGAAACUCCUGCAACAAAGAAAAGUAGUCCGUGAAGGAGCGGCAACGCGGGUCGUCGCCCCUCCUCGCCCAGAAAGGCCGAGCACAGAUAUGGCCACCCAGGUAAUGGGGCAGUCUUCCGGAGGAGGAGGGCUGUUCACCGGCAGUGGCACCAUGGGCAUGGCCUUGCCAAACGACAUGUAUGACUUGCCUGAUCUCUCUCGAGCUGAACUGGCUGCGCCUCAGCUCAUCAUGUUGGCAAACGUGGCCUUAACUGGGGAAGUAAAUGGCGGCUGCUGUGAUUACCUGGUUGGCGAAGAAAGACAGAUGGCAGAAUUGAUGCCUGUUGGGGAUAGCAACUUCUCAGAUAGUGAUGGAGAAGGACUUGAGGAGUCUCCUGAGGUGAAAGGCGAACCCAGUGGGCUGGAGAACAUGGAACUGGAAAGUUUGGAACUCAAUGUUGUGCAGCCACGGCCUGUGUUUGAGGUAGCAGCUGCCUCAGAAACGUACAGCUCAAAUAAAGACGUUCCUCAGGAAACACCCGUAGCAGAGGACAAGUGCAAGAACUUGAAGAGCAAACCCUUCCGCUGUAAACCAUGCCAGUAUGAAGCAGAAUCUGAAGAGCAGUUUGUGCAUCACAUCCGAGUUCAUAGCGCCAAGAAAUUUUUUGUGGAGGAAAGUGCCGAGAAGCAAGCAAAAGCCAGGGAAUCCGGCUCUUCUACUGGGGAAGAGGGCGAUUUCUCCAAGGGCCCCAUCCGCUGUGACCGCUGUGGCUACAAUACCAAUCGCUAUGAUCACUAUACUGCUCACCUGAAACAUCACACCCGAGCCGGGGACAAUGAGCGAGUCUACAAGUGUAUCAUAUGCACGUACACCACAGUGAGUGAAUAUCACUGGAGGAAACACCUGAGAAACCAUUUUCCAAGGAAAGUUUACACAUGUGGAAAAUGCAACUAUUUUUCAGACAGAAAAAACAAUUAUGUUCAGCAUGUUCGAACUCAUACAGGUGAACGUCCAUAUAAAUGUGAACUUUGUCCUUACUCAAGUUCUCAGAAGACUCAUUUAACCAGACAUAUGCGUACUCAUUCAGGUGAGAAGCCAUUUAAGUGUGACCAGUGCAGUUAUGUGGCCUCUAAUCAACAUGAAGUAACCCGCCACGCAAGACAGGUUCACAAUGGGCCUAAACCUCUUAACUGCCCACACUGUGACUACAAAACAGCAGACAGAAGUAACUUCAAAAAACACGUGGAGCUCCAUGUUAAUCCACGGCAGUUCAACUGCCCUGUAUGUGACUAUGCAGCUUCCAAGAAGUGUAAUCUGCAGUAUCAUUUCAAAUCUAAGCAUCCUACUUGUCCUAAUAAAACCAUGGAUGUCUCAAAGGUGAAACUAAAGAAAACCAAGAAGCGAGAGGCUGACUUGCCUGAUAACAAACUCACCAGUGAGAAAACAGAAACAGAGCAGACCAAAGGAAAGGGGGAUGUGACUGGGAAGAAAAACGAGAGGUCUGUAAAAGCGGAGAAGAAAGAUAAUGUUUCAAAGGAGAAAAAGCCUUGUAGUAAUGCCUCAAGCCAAGUGACCACCAGAACGCGCAAAUCGGCCAUGGAAGCUAAAGAAGUGGAUGUGUCCCCGGGAAACAAUUCAGAAAAAAGCUGCAAAAGCAAGAAAAGCAAAAGGAAAGUGGAAGCUGAAGCCCAUUCCUUACAAGAGCCUGUUAAUGAUGAGGAACCUGUGACAAAAAAGAAAAGGAAGGCAGAAAGCAAAUCCAAAAAUAGUCAGGAAGUGCCAAAGGGUGACAGCAAAGUAGAGGAGAAUAAAAAGCAAAACAUUUGCGUGAAAAACAGUACAAAGAAGAAAACUGUGAGAAGUAAAUCAUGUAAGAAAAGCAGCCAGCCUGCUCAGAGGCGGCCCACUCAGAUGGAGUCUGCUCAGGUGGGGUGUGUUCAGACGGAGCCGCGGCCGCCUCCUUCUCCUCCCCCUCCCGCUCCCAUGGGGUGUGGUGAGGUCGAGGUUGUCCAGAAGGGGCCUGUUCCCAUGGAGCCAUCUCCUGCCAUGGAGCCUGUUCAGGUGACCCCUGUUCAGAUGGAGCCUUCUCCUCCUCUUCCUCCUCCUCCCCCAGAGCCUGCUCAGGUGGGAUCUGUUCAGGUAGAGCCUCCUCCCUCGCCUCUCCCUGUGGGGGCUGCUGAGAUCGAGGUUGUUCAGAAGGGGCCUGUUGAGACAGAGCCUCCUCCUCCCAUGGAGCCGAUCCCCAGAAGGUCUCCUCGAAAAGAUAAUAGAAAGGAAAAGUCCAGCAUGCUGAGUGAAAUGGCACGGAAGGAGCAAGUCCUUAUUGAGGUUGGCUUAGUGCCUGUUAAAGACAAGCAGCUUCUAAAAGAAAGUGCCGGUGCACAGGAUCUCUUCCCACCAUCACCACCCCUGCCAAAGGAAAGCUUAAAGGGGGAAGAAUCGAAAGACCAAAAUUUGUUCCCUGCAGGCGAAGGAAAUAAAGAAGCCCCUCUUGAAAAAGUGGAAGCAGAAGAGGCAGAUAAGAGUCUGGCUGGUGUUGCUGCUGUUAUCAAGGAAUCUGCCAACACUUCAUCCUCUGAAGAAAACUUGAAUAUGCCAGAGGGUGAAACUUCAGAGGAUAAACAUCAAGCUGAAGCUGUGCUCUGUGAAAUGGAGAUGGACACUGAUGAGAAGAAAGCAGAGAAUAUCCCCAGCAGAGACUUGGCAGUUGAAGAACCAGUUUCACCACCACUUCCUGCUCUACCGCUAGAAAAACAUGAAGCCGUGUCCACAACUGCUGUGGCCUCACCUCCUGUCACCGUGGCAGUAAAUGAGUCUCAGGAAAUGGAUGAAGACGAAGGCAUCCACAGUCAUGAUGGAAGUGACCUAAGUGACAACACGUCAGAGGACAGUGAUGAUUCUGGAUUGAACGGUGCUCGGCCAGUUCCACAAGAGACCAGUGGGAAAGAUGGAAAGGAUGCCUUGGCUGUCAAAGUGGCCGAGGGAGAUUUCGUUUGUAUCUUCUGUGAUCGUUCUUUUCGAAAGGAAAAGGAUUACAGCAAACACCUCAAUCGCCAUUUGGUUAAUGUAUACUUCCUUGAAAAGGCAGCUCAAGGGCAGGAGUAAUGAAACUCUGGUCAAGGCUUCAGUUCUUAGUGUAUAAGGUCUCUGACAUUUUAUAUGCAUUUGGAGUAGUAGACAGCCUUUUGUUUUUAAAAUCAAUUACUGUCCAAUCUUGAUUUUUAAGUGGCACUCUUUUUCUUAGGACUCCGUGUACCUACUGAUGUACACAUUUUAGUAAAUCCAAGGGAGUUACUGUAGCAGACAUCUAAAUCUGUGAGCUUUUUUUUUUUUAAUCUGUUUUUGCUUUUAAUUGAACUAAGGUGGCCAAGGUGGUAUUAGAGCAUUCUGUCAAUUUGUUCAGCUAUAUAACUUAAUCCGUUUUUUCCUCAUGUCUGUCUUCCUAUUUCACUUUAGUUUAUUCUUCGUUUAUAGCCCUAUAAAAAUUGGCUUACUUAAAUAGCAAAUGACUUGAAGAAUUUGCCUGCUUUAUAUAAAGUUAGCACUUUAAAAUUGUUCUAGCGAUAAGAAGAGAGACAUUGAAUUUGAAGAGAAAUUCUCCCAACAAUGGAUGUUCUAUCAAUCCAGGUAUUUACCUUCCUGAAUUUUGAUCAAUAUGUAUGUUUAUUUGUGUAUGUGUUAAUUGUCAUAAAAACAAUGAUUUUGGUGGGUUUUUUGUUUUUGUUUUGGUGCUUUAAUGCCCUAAGAUGUUGCACAUUGUUUUUUUUUUAACCUAUGCAGUUAAACUUUUUCUAGAAAUAGCAUUUGCAUUGUAAUACUUUAUAUAUGCAUGUUUAUUUUGAUCUCUCUGGAGGGAUGCUUUUUAGUCUUGUUUGCAAAAGGGGCAGUUUUCUUUUUCCUUGCCGCAGUUAUCUUUUUUGAAGAAUAGUAGUCUGUGCAAAUUUGUGAGCAAAUGAAAGAUGGAGGUUUAGUCCAUUGAUUUUGAUUUUAACAUCUAUGCCAGAAUCUGUAUUUCAUAUAAGUUAUUUAUUUUAAAUUGAUGUAGUGAGUUCACACCUUUCAGUUUGAACUUUGCCGUAAAUAAACCACUAGAUCUAUGUUGAAUGGAUUUUUAUCUCAAAUACCAACCAUAAGUAAACUUUUUGGCCCGUCUUAGUACAUCUACUUCCUCAAUGUGUGGUGUUAAGUUGUAUCUUAUAGGAAACCUCUUUUCCUAGAUGGUUGGUGUUUAUUUAUAUGUCUGCUCCGCUGAAUAAAGAACUAUAAUUUUAAUUUGGAAGCUGCAAAUCUGGAACUAGGAGGCAUAAUUACUCCUUCAAGUUACACAGAGUAUCAGUUUGUGAGAUUCCAAAGCCAUAGCAAUUACACAGAAAUCCUAGGAUGAGAAAGGUAGUAUGACUGCUGGUAGACCAGCUGCUCCUUCCCGUGAAUAUAGUGAAAAAGGCUGGCGAAAACUGAAGUUCAGUCCAGAUUAAAAAAUCACAGUUUCUCAGGGAUCUCCUCCAACUAGUGGGUGUCCUGGCUAUUAUCGGGACAGCCUUUUGCUACAGGUGAGGCCCCAAAUGAAUAGCUAUUUUGGUGUUCCUACAGGACCACUUUGUAUGGAAAAGAGUAUGUGCCCCAAACUUGCUGGUAGGUUCUUUGGCCAGUCACCAAAGAAUAUGAAAGAAUCUAACAUAGGUUUUUUGUUUUUCCUUGUAAAAUAAAGUAUGAUUCCAGUAAGAAACCUUGAUUCUUCUUAUCCUCCCAGGUUCUAUUCUGAAGUAAUCACUUUAUAUAUUGUUUGUUUUCUUUUGUUUGGUGGAUCUCUGAGGCAGGUUUCAGGGUUUGGCAAUGCAACAUGAAAAAUUAGGAAAAAGUGUUAAACUGUGUGUGGAAAACUAGUUAUUCUGAGAGUGGGUGUUUAAGGUAAAGGACAUUUGAACUUGGAAUUGACUGGGAGGCCAAAGAUUUAAAGAAGCAGAAAAUUUUCUCAAGAUAUGAGUAAGUUGUGUAUUACUGUUGUGUGUUUUCUGUACAUAAUAGGGAUUUGUAAAUGAUGUUGAAUUCUAGGUGAAUUCUCAGCUCCGACAAUCAUUGUCAAACAGAUCAAGCUGCAGAUAUUUAUGUUUUAAAACUUAAAUUAUAAAGCUAGUUAAACCUUUCUAACAACUAGAUUUAAUGUUCACUAGUACAUUUUAUAUUAAAACGUUACCUUUUCCAGUACAUACAGAAAUAUUCAUAUUAAGUACAAAUUGGAGAUGGGGAAUCAGUUUGGAUUCUUUGAUACCUCAAAAGAAAAAAAAUUGACUUCUGGGGAAUUGAACGUAUUUUCUUAUCUAGAUUUUAAGACUAGAAUGCCAAAACCAAAAAUAUGAAAGAAAUUAAAACCCCUCUAUUAAAGUGAUUUGUGAAAACAUUGUGACUGGAAAUUGAAUGGACUUGAGGCCUUUCCUCCAGAAAACAAGGACUUGUUUGUCAGGCCUAUAUUAGGUUCUGAACCUUAGUGCCAUGUAUUUGUUCUUAUUAAAAAUCAUUUGAUUAAAAAAUUGGUUUCAUUGAAAAGUAUAUUAGUAAUAUGAACUUCUGGUCUAGUUCUUCCAUUUGAAAAAUGUGCUGUUUGCAUGGGACUAUUUGAAUCUUUUUUUUUUCUCAGUUUCCCUUCCACUGGAUAGGAUUGAAGCUAGACUUUUCCCUUUUGAUAAAGGAAUAAAAAGUAAACAUGUUGUUUGUAAACUGAUGUUUAGUAUUAAAGGUUGAAAUACUUAGAAUACCUUUAUAAGCCUAAUCCUAGGUAGCUUUGUAAAAUAUGUCUCUUACCUGUCUUCUGAACCUGUGUUCACAUUGCUUUUCAGGAUAUUUUAAGUUUUUUUCCUCUUUUCAGAGAGCUGCUUCAUUGAGGCUUUUUUUUUUUAAAAAAAAUUAAAGUAUAAUUCAUAAAGAGCUACUCUUUUUUUUUUUUUUUAAUUAGGCUUCUUUUUAACUAUUGCUGGAUGUUUUGCUCUAGUCUUCCAAGAAAGGCCAUUUUAUUUUUUAGUCACUUCUAAAGUCACAUGGUCUUAAACUUUGGGGACUCUUGCAUCUGAGUGCUAAUUCAGAUUUAAGCCUAAGUAACCUCAUUGCCUCUCACCCCAAGAAUGUUGACAAUGGAAGAAAUACUUUGCUGUAGUUCUGGACUAAAAAGCUGGGGAAGAAACUUCAUUUUCUUUUUUGCACAAGUCAGAAAAACAGCUACUGUGCAGAGUUUUCUUUUUGACUUCAGCUGAUGAACUGGAUUGAUAGUGUUAAUUCAGAUUUAAGAGAUUAUCUGAAUCUUGGUUUGAACAGAUUUGGGAUCUGCAUGUAACAUUAACUAGAUCAGAUAGCUUUUUUAUAUUUUCACAUGUAUACAUAGGCUCUCCCUACCCUUGUCAACAUCAUUAGUUAUUGAACUUUGUGAACUGGCAUUGAAACAUUACAACAAUGUUUUGUUGUACCAGUUGUAUAAACUUUUACAGUGCAAUACGUGGUAUUUUUCAGAGACAAACCAAAGGUUUAUUUCUCAAGGUUCCUGCUGUUUGCUUUAGCAGCAUUUAAUGGAGAAUCUUUUAUAUACAUUUUUAAUAGAUGAAAAACCAGAUUGCAAAUUCUUUUUAUUGUUUUUGUUUUUUGAAGCAAACCAUGUACCAGGUUUUUGGUCCCAAUUGUGUAGGAUAAGUUAAAUUGCAUUCUAUUAACCCAUAUGAGUGUAUUUCGUAAGCAUAGUAAUGUUGAAAUAAAGUUUUAAAAAGC
Messenger RNA from Bubalus bubalis (water buffalo), 6986 nucleotides. RefSeq names its product RE1-silencing transcription factor. The coding region runs from base 345 to 3341 and encodes 998 amino acids. The record is from RefSeq and is a predicted model, not a curated record. NCBI's taxonomy places the organism in Eukaryota, Metazoa, Chordata, Mammalia, Artiodactyla, Bovidae. The transcript is spliced from 4 exons. Gene Ontology annotation, biological process: regulation of gene expression. Gene Ontology annotation, cellular component: nucleus.